Pieris napi is the source of this 2935-nucleotide messenger RNA. RefSeq lists its product as uncharacterized. NCBI's taxonomy places the organism in Eukaryota, Metazoa, Arthropoda, Insecta, Lepidoptera, Pieridae. The transcript has 3 exons. The coding region runs from base 48 to 1031 and encodes 327 amino acids. The record is from RefSeq and is a predicted model, not a curated record.
CCUGUAGUCGCGGCGGCGUCUAGCGGCGCAACGCACCUCUACUGUUUAUGGAAACGGUUGAAAUGAAGUGUGCAAAACUACAACUUCAGGAGAGAACGAAGAUAGGCCCAAAGGAAUCAACAGCCGAUGGACCACGUAGGUAUUGUCAGAGGCGGCUUGUUGAUCCAGAUCAAGACUUAUGGAUUAUUUUCUUUGGCAGGUUCAGGUUUAAUGAAGACGCCAACUUAAUUGGAUCAUACUACAAUGGUCGAUUACGUCAAGGCGCUGAUGACUUAUACCUUUCAGUCCAAAAUUUACAGUUCCAAGGAGUAGAGCAACAGAGGAAAAGACCACGUACUAGCUUUAAAUACAAAACUUUACCAUCUCGACAACACCGAAUGUUUGUGAAAGAACUUGUUGAAGAUAAUUUAUAUGAGGGUGGUCGGUGCUCUGAGCUCACAUGUUACUACUACGACGAUUACGCCAAGUAUUUAAUAAACAAUGAUCGUUCGAGACCUUCAUCAGGCAAAUCUAGCAUAUUCCUAUUUGACGCAAUUGAAAAACCUAAAGAAAAUGUCGCAAAAAAUAAGGUGAGAACCAAAGCUUUGAAAACAGCCAAAAGUGAGUCAAAUAAAAAGAAACCUAAUGAGAUACUAAAUGGUGAUAAGAAAGAUUUAGAACCUCAUGAUAAAGAUACAAAGAUAUCGUAUCACAAAAGUGGAAAGAGAAAAAGUUUGACUAUAUCUAGAGCCGACAGUCCCGCCACUCUACAAGUUAUUCGAGUCGACGUUGUUUGCAAUUACUGUACUAGCUCAAUCUCCGACUAUGAAGAUACAAAACAAACUAAAUCGCAAGAUAUUACCAACGAAAAAGUAGCGAAGGGAGAUUCGCAUUUCGCAAAUAAAUAUCUUUUGACGAAUACAGUUAAGACUCUUGAUGAGAAUGCGGGCGGGGCGAGAGUUACAUUACUUUGUAAGACUUUUAAGUUAGCGGACAGAUCAGGUCUGUUUGCUGAGAAUAAAGCAAAAUCUUUGAAAAUUAGACGUAACUGAAAAAUAAUAUCCGCUUCAUACUUUAAAUCAAUUUAUGUUGUAAGAGUUAAUUUAUUUUUAUCUGCGAGAUGUGACGUCUAUUAAAAUUACCUGCGAGCGAAUCUUGGCGCCCUUCUGGCGCCACCCUUACUUUCUAUAUUCUAUAUUCUAUGGUUCUCAAAUUUCACAAAUAACCCUCAGUAUUAUAUUCAUUAAUAGGUGUAUCAUUUAUGAUGAGAGCUUGGUGUAAUUAUUUAUAUAAGUUUAACUAUAACUGUAAUACUAUACGGAUGAUUGCGACAAUAAAGUAGUUUUCAACUUAUAUAGUUUUAAAAUAUAUUAAUAACAAAUAAACAGCAAAUUGCGCGUCAAUGUUGGUGUGUUGUGGGUCUUAUAAACUUCAGACGUGUAAAUAAAAAUUAAAGUUUGGUUUACUCAACGGACGAAAGUCAUCUCUAAGUUUGAGAAUCAUUUGUAAAGAUAGAAAAAAAUCUAAACAAACUUUCCACGUACCCUGUGAUUUAGUACGCCGAAGCGCAAUCUAGUUUAUUUAAGUGUCGUUUAAUCUUAAGUUCCGCAUCGGAGUAAUAAAAUGCUCUGCAAUCUUUUAAUUAAGAACAACCGCGCAUUGCUAUUGUGUUAGUAAUAAUCGUAAGGAAAUAUCAACAUUUAUGAAUAAUGACUGAUCAUUUCUAAUAAUUUGGUGCAUUCUAAAAUGUACCAUAUUACAAUGCAAUAAAGGUACUAUUACAAUUGAGGAGGAUUUAAAGUGACAAUCACAAUCUUGCUUAUAGUAUUCAUGAUAUAGGUAAGAAGAGGAACAUGAACCCGAGUUUUAUUUCGGCUGAUGACCCAAUUACAAAGUAAAAAUAUUACCUAUACUAUUCUAUAACGUUCUUAAGCAGUAUGCCCGGCCCACAGUGCCUUCUUAUUAGUAGUAAGCUACAAUUCUAAACUAUUUAAAAUUAAUAAAAUAAAAGUGCAUUUUUUACGUAAAAUAUUACAAAGAAGGAUUCACAAUUUGUCUAUGGCAUAUGAGACAGGGUCGCAAACAUAGAAUAUCAGAUGUAAUAUAGAAUAGUGAGAAUGAUUAACGAUCCGAAUGGAAACGUUUCUGAAUAUUAAUUUGUAGUUGAGGUCACUAGAGCCUUGGCAAAUGUGACACGGCCGCAGCGAAAGGAUUGGUACGCCAUGGACCCCCCGAUAGGGUGUAUGUGCCGAAUUUAUAGGUGUGAGAGAUGGAACUUCAGGGUAGCUAAAGGGUGAGGUGGACUUUGGACCCCCACACUUAGGGGGCUCGAAACCCCCGAUUCGCCCUAGUCCGGCACCCCCGCCCGAGGCUCCCGUUCCUGUCCACGCGAUAAGAGGAAAGAGGGGAGGACGUCAAAUGGACGUUUUACGCAUAAUUUAGAGCAGUAAAUGGAUUCGAACAGUCUCCACACAGCACACAUAAGCGUUAACGCGAUUUUGCUCAAAUUAAACAUAACGCCGCUGGCGUGAUUAAAUUAAAACUAUUGUUUUGCUCGUCUAGAAUAUUCUAGUUAAAUUCUCCAAGACCAUACUAACAUAUAAUACAAUAGAUAUUGAGAAUAUAGAUUGUAAUAUUAAGUGGUUUCAAUUAAAAUUUACUUAGAUUAUGUGAUAGGGAAGGGUUAGUUUAGUUAUCUCCUUGAAACCGCUGAGGGAAAAUAGACUUUAAACCAAAUUGAGUCGUAGAAAAAUGAUAAUUUCUCUCAAUGAUCAUAUGUAUUUUAAGUCCCCUAUCUCCCCAAUGGAAACUAGGGCAGGCAAUUUUCUUACUCAUUAAUACAAUUUAAGACAAGUCAACAGAUAGAACAGAGGUUUGCGUAUCAUGAAACAACUUUUGUUUCACCAGGAAUUGUGAGCAGUACUUCCGGGUCAUACACUGAGUACGUUAACCACUA